This is a messenger RNA of Rhizophagus irregularis DAOM 181602=DAOM 197198, 360 nucleotides long. RefSeq lists its product as uncharacterized. The record is from RefSeq and is a predicted model, not a curated record. NCBI's taxonomy places the organism in Eukaryota, Fungi, Glomeromycota, Glomeromycetes, Glomerales, Glomeraceae. Gene Ontology annotation, cellular component: mediator complex. Gene Ontology annotation, molecular function: transcription coregulator activity. Gene Ontology annotation, biological process: regulation of transcription by RNA polymerase II.
AUGCAAAACCCUUUAUCAUACGAAAAAGAAGAACCUCUAGAAGUGGCUACGUCUAUAAAUAUGGAUAGGCUAACACAACUUCAAGAUGCAAUAGAUGAGAUGGCUAGAAUGUUUGCUAAUAGCGUAGAAUUUCUUAAUAGAGUCCAGGUCGGUCAGGAUCAAAUAAAACUUAAAGAGAAUCAACAAGAAAUUGUGCAAGAUGUUGUUAAAAAAGCAAAACAAAUAGAAAUAUUAAUAGAUAAUUUGCCGGGGUUACGGAAUACAGAACAAGAGCAAUUCGAUAUGAUCAAAGAACUAAACAAAGAAAUGCAAGAAGCUAAUUUAGAAUAUAUAAAAGCUGUUGAAGAUGCAGGUAGAUAA